UUUGUUCUGUGCAUAUUCAGUAUCAAAGUUAAUUUGACUUUAGACAUUUUAUUCACCCGUUGAAUAUCUGUUCACUCUUAAGUCUUAAGUGUCUAAUUGUUGGCAGUUUACGCUGCGUGAGACUGCAUACAGUGUGAUAAUUGUAGCUUUCUAGCUAACUACCAAACAGAUUAUUUAGUUAAAGUUAGCUCAGAUAGCCUCAUGAAAGUUAGCUAGAUAGUAUUGCUUAAGGUCUAACGUACUUCUUGAUACACUUAUCUGACUUUACUUGUGUUUUUACAGUUGAGAUGUAACUGGAUAUCAUUUUGUUUUUUAGCUAUUGCACCGGUACGGUAACGUAAUGCAAAGCAGGUGGUCAUGGCUUGGAAGUCGAAGACCCGCAAUCUACAGGUGUUUGACACGGAGCUGAGUGCUGACACGGUGGAGUGGUGUCCCGUUUCACCGAGCCACGACAUCCUGGCCUGCGGGACAUAUCAGCUACAGAAAGGGGCAGGGGAAGAGGAUGCCACCCCAAGCCGGACAGGUCGUUUGUACCUUUUUGAAUUCCGGCGAGAGGGAUCGAUGAGCCCUCCUCUCACUGAGCUACAGCGCAUGGACACACCAGCCAUUUUAGAUUUAAAAUGGUGCCACGUGCCGGUGUCGGGGGAGGCAGUGCUGGGAAUGGCAGCUGCCACCGGAGAGCUGCAGCUGUACACACUGUCAGACAGUCAGGAAGGCGGCCGCAGUCUGCAGACUCUGAGCAGUUUGGAGGUGGGAGCGGAGCGGCUGGCUCUGUCAUUAGACUGGUCCACUGGAAGAAUGCAUAGCAGUGACGUGCGGGUGGUGUGCAGUGACUCUGCAGGCUGCGUCAGUGUGCUCUCCCUGGCUGAAGGCACUCUGAUGGCUCUGUCACAGUGGAAGGCCCAUGACUUUGAAGCCUGGAUCACAGCCUUCUCCUACUGGGACACACAGCUGGUUUACUCUGGUGGUGAUGAUUGCAAACUUAAAGGCUGGGAUCUCAGGGUUGGGCCCUCCUGCCCCACUUUCACCAGUAAAAGGCACUCAAUGGGUGUGUGCAGUAUUCACAGCAACCCACAUCGAGAACACAUCCUGGCUACAGGCAGCUAUGAUGAGCAGGUUUUGCUGUGGGAUGGCAGGAACAUGCGGCAGCCGCUCAGUGAGAGUCCCAUGGGCGGUGGAGUGUGGAGGCUGAAGUGGCAUCCGACCCAUCAGAACCUGCUGCUGGCAGCCUGCAUGCACAAUGACUUCCAUAUCCUUCACUGCCAGCAGGCCCUAGAGGGCAGUGGAGGAUCGUGUCCUGUCGUAGCCUCCUAUAUCCUCCACAACUCCCUGGCGUAUGGAGCUGACUGGUCCCAGCUGUCCCUGGAGGAACCUGCUCCCUGCUCCCCUCCUGCUGCAGAACCAAAGGAAAGCCUCACAGAGAGCGGAGGGCACUUAAGGAUUCAGUAUGAAUCUCCCACUGCCAGCUUUGACACUUCCCUGGAGGAUGAUGCUGGACGAUACAUCCCAGAAUGCAUUGCAGCGCCCUCUACCUCCCCUACUGCAGGCCCUGCCCUCAACUCUAAUGAGGAUCCCUCUUCAGUGUCCUGUCUGCUGUCAAGCUGCUCAUUCUAUGACCAUAUGCUCCAUGUGUGGCGCUGGGACUGGACUCCAGAUGAGGCUCAGCAGGAAUCGGAGCAAUGUUGACUGGAGCACUGGCUGCACUGACACAAUCGAAAUAUCUUGUUUCAAAUUAAAACAUGUACCGAAGUAAAUCAGAAUAUACACCCCAGUUAGAACAUGGGCAUGAUACUGUUAUUCCAUUCAAUGUCUUCCCUAUGAAAAUCCCCACAUUUUAGAAUAUAUUAUCACAGAAUAUGCAAUUAGGAAAAACCUAUAUUUUCAUAAUGACUCUUGAUUUUUAUAAACUUGUAUUUGAACAUAAAUUGUUUAUAAUCCUUAUACUGUAUGUAGCAACAAGAUCAAUACAACCAUUCACUCACACACCUUUCCUUCAUUAAAGCUUUUUCAAAGCA
Messenger RNA from Siniperca chuatsi (mandarin fish), 2015 nucleotides. It is a transcript of the gene dph7, whose product is annotated as diphthamide biosynthesis 7. Gene Ontology annotation, molecular function: protein binding. Bases 358 to 1686 code for a protein of 442 amino acids. Lineage: Eukaryota; Metazoa; Chordata; Actinopteri; Centrarchiformes; Sinipercidae. The transcript is spliced from 9 exons. The record is from RefSeq and is a predicted model, not a curated record.